Molecule: messenger RNA, 1610 nt
Organism: Bubalus bubalis (water buffalo)
Lineage: Eukaryota; Metazoa; Chordata; Mammalia; Artiodactyla; Bovidae
Exons: 3
Coding region: 1-900 (299 amino acids)
Source: RefSeq, a predicted model, not a curated record
AUGAACCAUCAACAAGCUGGGAGGCUCUCUGAACAAGUCGCAUCCCUCUCUCAGCCACAUACAACAAAAGCGGUUAUAGAAGAAAGGGUCGGACCCAGGCCGCGCGGGGAGCCGAGUGAGGACUGGAAGCCGAAGCCCCGGGCGCCCGCGAUUGCGUCCGGAACGGCGGGCGCGCUUCCCGCCGCGCGGAGCCAACUGCGGCAGAGCUCUGAGGGUUCCGACCCCGACGCCGGCCCCCGACCGAGCCUAAACCCCCAACUCACGUUUCUCUGCGCGCCGGAGUCUCCCAAGACUGCCCCGGCCCAAGGUCCCGCAAGCCCCAACCUAAUCCCUGCCGGCCCACGGCGACCCUCUCGGACAGCGCAGCACUUACGCCGGCCGUUUCCCCGCUCGUUGCCGAGGCAACGGGCCGGCGAUGGAGCGCCGCGAGGGCCAAGCCUCCUGCAGCGCCUUUACUCGGCGUGCAGAGAGAGAAAAGAUGUCUGUGUUUUUCUCUGGUGCCCCCUCGUGGUGGGCGGGAGCUCAAUCGCGGACAUCGCUCGUCUAAGGAAAAGAAUCCAUUCACUACACCAAAUUCAGGAUGGUGGCUACCUGAGGGAGGCAGGUUGGCAGUCAGCUGCAUCCCACGUGCACAGAGAGAAUUCUGAAAGAAGGCCACUCGCUGGCAGUGAGGCAGGCGCCUGGAUUCGCGUGGUUGCUUGGACUCUGCUGUUUCAUCACUCAGGCUGGUUCCCUUCCCACGGCGGAAUUUCUAAAGACAGGCGUCACCACGCGCACACAGAGCCCUUUCUGGAAAACAGGUGGGAUAAACUGAAGCUUAGAGAGGGGAAGUGUGGCCAGCUGAGGAACGGCCCUCAGAAAGAUCAGGUGCUAUCCCCGGAGCCUGUCAGUGUGACCUGAUUUGGAAAAGGGGUCUUUGCGGAUGUGAUUAAGGGUUGAGAUGGAGAAAUCAUCUUGGAUUAUCUGAUGGGCCCUAAAUGCCAUCAUAAGUGCCCUCCUUAUAAGAAAGAAACAGGGGACUUCCCUAGGGGUCCAGUGGCUAGGACUCGUGUUUCCACUGCAGUGGGGCACAGGCGAUCCCUGGUCUGGGAAGAUCCCACAAACCGUAUGGUGAGGCCAAAAAAAAAAGAAAAGAAAAAAGAGACUGAGAGAGACUUCACAUACACAGAGGAGAAGACCAUGUGAAGACAGAGGCAGAGGCCAGAGUUAUGCAGCCACAAGUCAGGGACAUCUGGAGCCAUCAGAAACCAGAAGAGACAAGGGACAAAUUCUCCUCUAGGGCCCUCCCAGCAUGUGCAGCACUGCUGAGACCUUGACUUUGGCCCCAAGAUACACAUUUCGGACUUCUGGCCUCCAGACUGUGGCAGAAUAAAUUUCCGUUGUUUGAAACUGGCAAGUUUGUGGUCAUUUGUUACAGCAGCCACUGGAAACUUAUACAGAAGUAUGGCCCAUGGCCAUACAGCUAUGAAGUGGCUCAAAACAUAGUAAGUGCUCAAUAAACGUUGGUGCGGUUGUUUGGUCACUACGUCGCGUCCGACUCUUUUGCGACCUCAUGGACUGUAAACUGCCAGGCUCCUCUUUCCGGGAUUUCCCAGUCAAGAACAUUGGGG